Molecule: messenger RNA, 1320 nt
Organism: Stylophora pistillata
Lineage: Eukaryota; Metazoa; Cnidaria; Anthozoa; Scleractinia; Pocilloporidae
Molecular function (GO): catalytic activity
Source: RefSeq, a predicted model, not a curated record
ACUUUGUGGCUCACAGGAAAAAUAGAGAACUUGAAAAUAGGAAUCUUGAAAGAAGGCUUUGGAUUGAAGAACUCCGAAGCGGAUGUGGAUAAGAUGGUCAGAGACGCUGCUGAACAGCUGGGUACUGCAGGCGGCGCAAUUGUUGAAGAAGUGUCUGUCCCAAUGCAUUCUGACGGUGUUCGAAUCUUUGGGGCCAUCCUACAUAUUGGAGGCGAUCGAAUGAUGUUUGGAGGAGCUGGAGCCGGAACCUCGGCAAGGAUGUAUUACGACACCACUCUACAGGGAGCCUUCUCUCGAGGCUUAAAAUGUCACUCGAAUGACCUGUCAAAAAGAGAAAAACUGAUACGGUUGAUCGCCAAGUAUUUGCACGAGGAUUAUCACAGCAUCUUUUACGGAAAAGCACAGAACCUCGGUCGAGAGCUUUGCAAGGAGUACGAUGCGGUUCUUGAAAAAUACGAUGUGUUGAUUCUGCCAACCAUACCCAAGAAGGCGCCAGUUUUCCCACAGGAAAAUCCUCCUCUGAAAGAAUAUUUGGCAAGGGCUUCUGAAAGUGCUCCCAACACGUCAGCAACUAAUGUCACAGGUCACCCAGCUCUAUCAAUCAACGCCGGCUUCAGUGAAGGCUUACCAGUCGGUAUGAUGAUUGUGGGAAGAAAAUUUGACGAGAUCACUGUUCUGAAUGUUGCUUACGCUUACGAAAAGAUCAGGGAUGCAUAAAAGAUAGGAUUGUGAAAUCACGGUCUAUCAAUAGAACCAGAACUACAAGAUUUUUUGAAACCUUUUAGAAUAGAAAAUGAUUCGAUUCAUAACAAAGGUCAAAUCAUCACACUGUGGAAGUAAAAUCUUGUACAAAAAUCUGUUUUAGUACAUUUUAGCAGGUGGAUAAUGAGAAUUCUGAAUCCGUUUUGAAGGACAAAUGUUUUGGAAUUUGUCGAUCUACUAGGGAUUUUUGUUUAAUUUAUUAUUUGCUCGAGAAAAGUGCAAAAGUACCCAGAACUACUUAAUACUUAGCAGUGCGUACAAGAUAUCUGAUAAGAGUGGUGCUGAUUUAUCCAUUUGAACACCAAAGAAUUUUCGAUUCGUUUUAUGUUACGUUACCCAGGAGUUUUUAAAGGAAAUCAAUAUCUAGUGUUUUUUUUGGAGGAAUUGCGAAGGUGCCUCUCCAUUAGAACUUUCCUGAAGACUGCGAGAAAGAGUAGUCACAUAAAGCGGCCAUGUGAAUAUCGUCCACUUGUGGCUGAAAACUGCUUUUCAGUACACUAUUUUUGUUCAAAAUUACCUCAAAAUGUUAUAGAUAUUGUGCCAAUGCCAGUCCAAUAG